CGUUUACACAAGUCUGCUCGGCCGUCCUGUGAAUCCAGACAUGCUUUGAAUCAGACGGUGUGUCUCGGUUCAACUGUGUGACACAGCAAUGGCUUUGAGUCAGCUAUGCCUCCUGCGGCCACUGUUGUGUCGGUCCUUUAUUCCCCUUACAAGGUCCCAGCUGGGUUCAGGGGCUGUGCAGCUCCCCCCCGUGCUUCGGAGUACAGUCCCACCACCUGCUGUCACCCGCCUCUACGCCACCAAGAAGAGUAAAGCGAAAGCAAAAGGGCAGCAGGCGAAAGUAAACAUCAACACGUCCCUGGUGGAGGACAUCGUCAACCUGGACGAGGUGAAGGGGGACAUGGCUACCGUAGUCGCCUCUCUCAAGGAAGACUACAGCCGCAACCUGAACAUCCGCACUGCCCCUGGAGCCUUGGACCAAAUCACGGUUAACACCAAGGAUGGCAGGUUCCCGCUCAACCAGCUGGGCCAGAUCUCAGUGAAGUCCCCACAGCUUAUUGUGGUCAACAUGACUGGGUUUCCAGAGGCCACAGCGGCAGCCGCCCAGGCCCUGCGAGAGAGCAGCAUGAAGCUGAACCCGGAGGUGGACGGCACCAUCAUCAGGGUCCCCAUUCCUAAGAUCACUCGGGAGCACAGGGAGAACCUGGCCAAGCUGGCCAAGCAGUUCAGCAACAAGGCCAAGGAGUCGCUGCGAAGGGUGCGGUCCACCGCCAUCACCCAGGCCAAGAAGUCAAAAGAUACCGUCUCCGAGGACACCAUACGCCUAAUAGAGAAGCAGGUUCAACAAAUGGCAGACAGCUAUGCUGCUGACAUAGACAAGCAACUCACCACCAAGACCAAGGAGCUGCUGGGAUGAGAUUCAUAGAUGAUACUCUUGUGUUUUUUUUUUCCUGUACCUUCUUUUUUUGUUUCUUCUUUUAAAGUCAACUCUGGCAUCAGUGCAUGUGGCCUGAUAAAAGCUGCCUAAGCCACUGAGUGUGAA
Molecule: messenger RNA, 982 nt
Organism: Megalops cyprinoides (Indo-Pacific tarpon)
Lineage: Eukaryota; Metazoa; Chordata; Actinopteri; Elopiformes; Megalopidae
Gene: mrrf
Product: mitochondrial ribosome recycling factor
Exons: 7
Coding region: 89-856 (255 amino acids)
Biological process (GO): translation
Cellular component (GO): mitochondrion
Molecular function (GO): ribosomal large subunit binding
Source: RefSeq, a predicted model, not a curated record